Molecule: messenger RNA, 9048 nt
Organism: Sclerotinia trifoliorum
Lineage: Eukaryota; Fungi; Ascomycota; Leotiomycetes; Helotiales; Sclerotiniaceae
Source: the annotation of a GenBank genome assembly
CGCUUAAAAAUUCAAGUUUCUGUUUCUAGCCUUCAUCGCAGAAAAAUAUUGACCUUCACAUGCAUGUCGAAAAAAAAACAUUCUACAGUACAAUAACGACUGCAACAUUUGCAACCUUGAUAUUUUAUAAAUUUCCAUUGUUUCUGUCAAUUGAAUUGAACACAUAAAACUAUGAUAAUCGAUAAUAUUUCGCAAUGCCUAAAGGAAAAGAGGAAAUAAUGGAUUGGCUCUAUCAAUUCGUGAAGAGCUUUGGAGCGCCUGGUGAGUCAAAUUUUAUAUUCAAAAACUUUCAGCCUCGUCAAAAGUUAGUUCGACAAUUCUCUCUAUUGGAUGUUUGAUGACCGGGGUCAUCGAUAUACACUGUCUCCAUGAUAGAGCAGAUUUGUUUCAGCAAAAUGUCAUGAUGGCUUAGUGGUCUGGAGUCGCAUUUGAGGGAGCGGGGCUUUUUUGGGGAGUUGCUUUGAGCAAAUCGCAUGGAUCUUCUAACCAUCACGUGUGAUCGACCAAUAAAAUCAUCUGCACCCUUCCACCACAGGGAAAAGAAACUUGGGCCGAGAGAGCUUUGCUGAUUAUGUUAAUUCAGGGAUUGCUAUACAAGAUCUUUCCGAGAAAUUUGACCAAAAUUUCAGGGAAGAAGUUGCUGCUAAUGAUCAGGUCAAAGAUGAGGUCUGGCAAACUUUUUUGAGGCGAGAUGAUGUGAGGAUAGAGGGCUCUGAGGAAGAGGUUGGCGUGAUGAAGAGUUUGGAGUGGGGUGAUACUCUAGCUUUGGGGUAUGGAGUUAGGAAGGUUGUGAUUCAAGCAGAAUCUGUUGAUGUUGAAAUGGUUGAGGCCGUCAUGGAGAGACCUAGCGAGCAGGAGUCCAAAAAGGUGCCAGUGGAUGAAAGCGAUGAGACUGCGCAAUCUGACACCACGAUUCAUUCAUCCAGGCCAAUUAUUACAGACGUAGCGACUCCAGUCCAACGAUCACCGGAGCCAAAAGGGCAAUUUAUCCCAGUCGGAAAUGGUUCAUUUACAAAAGCAGUUCCAUCUUCUGAGCAAAGGUCUGGCAAUAAGAAGUCGUAUAAGAUUGCCGAUGACCCACGGGGUACCCAAGGUUCACAAAGGAGAUUACAAAGUCUUUUGAAUGCAGCACGCGCUGAAGCUGAUUGGUUUCACACUCCUAAUCUUGCAAAUCAACCGCAAACAAACAACGCAGCUAAGGACGUCGAGAAUACUGGGCAUUUCCCUAUCGAGAGUACCCAUAUACCUGAGACUGAUCCUCCACCACAAAGCCAAACACGUACUGUUAUAAAAAAUUCUCAAGUUCAACAUCCAAACUCGUCUGGCUCGACUCCAGACGCAACUGUUACUCCCAAUGGUCAACAACGCAAUGGGAUGGACAUUGAAAUUUCAGAACAUCCAGCAAAAGUGCAGAUGUCAACAACUGGUCAAUCCACACCCACAGUUGGACACCAAUAUAAUUCCGCACUGCCCAAAAAAACUCCCAGUAAAGUUGCCCAGCAGACUAUCUCAACCGAGAAUGACGAAGAUGGUAUUGACUAUUUCACGCCUGAACCCACUCGUCAUGGACCUGUGCCAGGACAAAGAAAACGUGGUCGUCCAAAAGGCGCCGGUCGUCAACCCACUCCUAGGAAUCUAUCAGUGGAGGCAAGUUCCCCGAAAGAUCCAGCAUCUAUGAGCUUCUCAUCCCUUGCAGAACUGGAACAAUUCCAAACUCCAAAACCCUCGCAGAAAAAGCGUGGCCGUCCCAGAGGACCAACCAUCAAGCACAAAGGACCUGUCGAUGAACCAGCUGCGGAGAUAAGUCCCGAAGAUUUGGCCGACACAGGGCUUCACAUAACGGAGUCGGGACUUCGUACAUCUCGAAGGCAACCGAAACCGCGACAAUUCUUUACUCCCACCCGAACAGAAUCACCUGAACCUGAGCCUGCGACUGUCAAAUUUGGCAAAUCUGCGGAUUCUCCUACAUCAUCGAAAUCUAAACCUCUUCGAAGGCAUCGCGAACCAAUCUACACAUCCUACGAAGAACUAUUAAGGGAAGAAGACGAUCAGAAACGCAAAGCUGGAGUUGAUGGCGUCUACAUCAAUCCCCUCGAUGCAAAAGAAGGAAGACCACUUGCUCGAAAGAAGACAUUAGUCGUCGUGGUAAAAUGCCAAAAGCUUCGUGACCCGGAUCUAUUAGAGAAUCGGAAGGGGACAUGGAUUGAAGUACUUGCCGAGAGGAGAAAGGCUUUGCAAGCUAUCGUCGAGGCGGAAGCAGCGAAGAUUACUGCCGCCGCUACUGAAGAGGAGAAGUCGAAGAAAAGGAAAAGGGAUGGGAAAUCCGAAGUAGAGCGUUCAAAGCGCCCAAAGCCUUCAGAUACCGAGCCUGAAAAGUCAUUUACGGUAUCUAGUGCUGGAACUAAAAAAUCAUUAGAUGCUUCUGUUGCUGAACCUGCAGAGGCGGAACCUCCAAUUGUUGAACCUGGAAAGGCAUCAGAGGUUCCCAGUAUUGAAAAUGUAGGAGUACCAGAAGCCCCCAUUUUCGUACCUGCAAAGUCAUUGGAGUCGGCCGGUCCCAGUCCGAACUCUUUCCCCUCGAAUGAGGAAAUAGCGUCGGAGUUUGAGAAGUUUAAGGCUCUUUCGGUUGCAAAGCCAUUAGAAGUUUCCAAUUCUAACACCGAAUCCUUCCCGUCAAACGAGGAGUUGGCACUAGAGUUUGAGAAAUUUAACAGUGGGUUUGCCCGACAGCCUAGUCAAGGCUUUGCACCUGAACCAUCCGGGCCACCUAGAUCAACAAUCGACCCUUUUGUGGCAAACUCAAUGCAAUAUGGGCAGCAGACUACGGCAUGGACACAUCCGAAAGCUUCUGCAAGUACUCCGAAACCGCAAAGUGCAGGACCAAGCUCUUCUUUUCCUACAAUGUACAUGGAUUCUUCGCGUCCACGAUCACCUCAAUCUGGUAUGCCGCAUACGAUUCCGCCAUUUGAGUCACCAUCACACAUCAGACAUCAAAAUGACUCGCUUCACAAAGGAACCCAUACAGCUGCCAUGCAUCAUCCACAACAACCACCACGGGGUGAACCUUUGGAACCACAUCAGGCAUCCUCGACCGUCCGAAAUUCUUUACCUCCAGCAUCGAAUAUCAGUUCUUAUAAUUCACCCUACAGUAGACAGUCUGGGCAGGAUCACAUUGCUGAUCACUAUAACCAACCCCCAUACCAUGGGAACGCUCCGGUAUCCUCUCGAGCAGACAGGUACAUUUCCCCAUAUGAAGAAGAACAGCAACCUACGCCUUCAUUCCUAGCUCUAAACCCUUGGUUAGCCAGGAUUCCUGCUCAUCUUCACAGUCCGCUUCAUCGAAGCCCGGUUCAACAAAGCCCAGCACAAAAUUCCUGGCCUACUGGCUUCUUGCCGCCCGAACCUCCUAAACCAUCACAGAUGCGUCCAAAGACUGAAUGGCCAUCUGGCUUCCUACCUCCAAAUACUCUUCCGUUAGAUGCCACCCCAUCUAGUCCGAUGACAAUUGGGCCGAUGCAGCAAUCAAGUCCUGCUGCGUCACAUGCUUCUGAACCACCUUCAAAUACUCAUAUAUCACAAGAAUCGGCUUGCAGCCGCCCGCAUUCACAUGGCAGUCGUCGUUGCUCAACGAGCCAUCCGCCUGUACCACAGCCUCAAUCUGGUCAAUCUAUUCCAUAUACCUCUUCUCCAUAUUCCAAGCCUGCGCUUUCUACAACGAGCCAAGAGUUGCAGGGCCUUGUAGAAAGACAAAAUGAUUACGCCCAAAUGCAAAUACCAUCGCCUCUCAACCAGGAGUUCAAAUCCAUAGAUUCUGCGCUACCAAAACCACAUACAGAGCCUACAAAUAGUCAUGCGCCCCCAUCCAGAUCCGAAACCCAGGAACAGGACCGGACACCAGCCCAAAGCGCAGCGCAUGAACCUGCUGCCGAUAGCCAUGCACCACGGACGGGACUCGAAAGCGAAAGAGAUGCCCAGACACAAUCCCAGAACUCACUGUCAGGCCUUCCCUCCUCUGCUGAGGGUUCUGUUUCAACAGAAGCUGUGGAGCGAAGCCAGCCUGAUCUUGUAUCUCAUCAACCACAGCCCAGCAAGGCUACAGGAUCUCAAUCCAGCUCUAACCAACCUGCGGCGUCAAUUCCAGCUCAAUUACACAGAUCACCAUCUAUACAAUCCCCUUCAGAAUCAACUUUAGAACCAAGGAAACGAAAGAGCUCAGCUCCUAACAUAGCACAAUUACCAAGCCCACAGAUUUCAGCGGCGAUGACACCCACCUUCUUAGAAUCUUCAACUGUCAUUACUGGAGCGACUGAACAAAUGUCACCGCCAGCCAAACCCGAUGAUGUUGAAGGUUUUAAAAGGGCUGAAGCCAUUCCGUUUGAAUCAGUCUUUGCUCGGAUGUCCUCAAUUUAUAAUUCGGUGAUGGGUAACCUCAUUUUGUCCUCUGAUAAAACAACAUUGAAGUUCUGGUCAAUGGUUAAAGGAACAACUAAUCCUAUUUGGACAAUGGAAGUUUGGAGAAUGGCCGAAAACCCAAUAGUCUCUAUGCCAGGUUCAAAUCCAAUGGAGUUACGUUUGAAGGAGAAGAAAGAUGAUGAAUCAAUCGUUGUUCAUCGAUUUUUGAUUUCUCGCACUAAGGAAGCUCAUAAGUCUGCAAACGAAAUGAGAGCAAAUUUGGUUACUGCUCGAAUCUUCGUGCAAAUGGCCAAUCCCCAAAUACUCCAAGCUGAAGAUCCAGAAUUAAUUGCUACUAAGCCUUGGAAAUGUGAAAAGUGUGGUGCCAGGUUCAAGAAUAAAGAAGGCAUUAAAUACCAUCUUUCCAAAUCACAGACGGCCUGCAACCCAGAUUUUAAUCUAAAGACCGCCAAGCCAAAACCACAUGGUAAACCAAAGGAGACACAGAAGAAGAGCAAAGUGACCAAAACGAAGAGCAAAUCUGUGGCUUCUCCAGAGAAGGAAGUUCAGCCUGAACCGACGGAUGAAUCUGAACCCGAGUCUGAGUCCGAAGGAGGCGACUCUGAUGAUUCUAUCUUUGAAUGGGCUGCAAAAGUUGCUACGUUGAAGAAAUCCCCGAAAAAGCAAAGGGGAGACAGAGGGGAUCCAGUCAUAGGCAGAAGUGGAAAAGUCUACAAAUCGUUGGGAGGUGAAAGACCAGCACUAUUGGAAAUCGCUAAGACACUGAAGCAAACACCAUCACUUACGGAAGAGCUCGCGAAGAUUCCACCGUUGCCCCAAGUCUCAGAUCAAUCACUUCCAGAAGUAGUCUCGCCAAUGUCAAAAGAAAAGGUUGUCAAGGAUAUUAUCCUUUGUCUCCUUCGGGCUAAUGAUAAUACGUUACCUGGUGAACGUGGUCUCUGGUUCGCUUUUGUUGCAUGUUGGCUUAAAUAUUAUCCUACCUCCAGAGUACUCCCCGAACACAAACUAUUUGCAAGAGCUCUCGAUGAAUUACUUGAGGAUAAAGUACUUUCAAAAAUUACAUUUGAUUUUCCUGGUGCUAGGAGCAGAACUAUAAGCAGGAGCAUUUUAUUCGAUCCGAGAGUAGCUGUCCCGUCGUCAGCUGAUAUUACCAAAUUAAAAGAUGACACAAAAGCCAAGCAUCCUGAUUUCUAUGUUCCACCUGGAUAUUCCCCUCCGAGUGUCAUUUUGGGCAUCUUGAAUGCUAUUGGAAAGCCUCCGCCCCUGGCUCCGGAGAUUUCAGCCGCACAACUUAAUGAGAUACUAGGGCCUGAUGAAGAUGCAGGCAAGGGUGAUUCCUCAGAUGAUGAUUUUAAACCCGAUAAUCACGCAUUAGACGCAGGAGAUGACCUUGAAGAUGACCCGAUGGACCAGGAUUUGGAUUCUGACGAUGCUGGGAGCGAGUUUUCACCGUUUCCGGAAUAUACCCCAACGCAAGACUUCCAGUUUACUUCAUUGCAUCAAUCGAUACCUUCAAAUAUUAAUGGCAGUCAAAUGAAACGUCGUGUAAGACGCCCAGGUCAUCCUCUAACCCUUGAAGAGCGAGAAAGAAGGCAACAUUCAAAUACUCUGCAGGAACAGACAUGGGCUCCGCUACCAACUGUAUACCAAAACUCAGAAAGUGGCGCAUGGGAUGUUUUUUCGAAGCCAAAACGAAGCUACAAGUUGAGAGAACGUCUUCCGGAACCAAAUACGUUUAUGCAAGAUCCUUCUGGUUCUUGGUCGGUUAGACCUUUCGGACAUGGUGUGAAUCCUAUUUUUGCUAGACCAAAUAAGAUGGUAGUUGGAAACCCUCAAGGUGAACAUUAUCUUCACCAGCGAGAAGAUAGUCAUCGACCAGUCAUUCAUCCUAACAAACCAGUCAUGCGUCCGUCCGUUCCAUCGAAGUUUUUCCUCAAUAAAAAUCGUCAGGGAGACUUGGUUGCUCGAACUGAUGGUCAGAUCGAGAUCUCAGACUCUACUGGACUACCAAAAAGGCAUUACACAUAUCGUACCAGAUCACAAAAGAAUCCAGAGAUUUCAAGGUCUACUGGACGUGCAAAGCGAGGUUACAGAUCAUUAACACCAGAUCCUAUGGAUUUGAUGGAAGCUAGUAUCGAUGGCUUGACUGAGCUUGAUAUAUUGAAUCACUAUGAGGCGAAGCCGCUUGAAGAAGAAACUGGUCGCCAAACUAAUCCUGGUUUGGCUAGCAUACCAGCUACUCCAGCAACACCAUGUCUCCCUCAUCUUUUCUCGAAUGAAUCUGCUGGACUCUGGAAUCUUGCUCAUCCAUUUGUAGCUUGCACCGAUGUUGAAAAGCUUAAGAUGCAAUGGCUUGACCGUACAGCCUUUACCUUAGAAACGAUACCAUACUCAGCCCUCGAGGACAAUGAUGACUUACCACCAGAGCAACAAACUAUCAUUGGACCAAAACGCAAAAGACAACAAGUCAAAGAGCCAAAUAUUGGUGUCCGUAAAGGUCUAAAAAACAAAUGGGUAAUGCCUCGACGUCUCACAUCUGCACCAGAUGAUCUUCUUGGUGUUCAUAGAGAUGUGAGAUACGCCGCAGAAUUACUCGGCACUCAGAUGGUAAACUAUGAUAUGAAUAUUCGGAGAAAGAGACAGAGAUUCAAGGAGCAAGGUUUAGCUGCUGAUGAAGAAGAACGGUUGACCAUGGGUAUUGUUGUCAUUCGAGCGUUGCUUGGGGGGCUGGAAAUGAACAUUGAUUGGGUCAUACUUGGUUCCGUCUUUAAGGAUUAUUCCUUAAACUUUUUGAAGAAAUGGUGGCAAGUUGUUUGGGCAAAGAAAAAGCCAAUGGUUGAGAAAUUGACAAAAGACUUUCAGGAAGUUUUUAUCAUGGGUUAUCGGAAGGGUCAAAUUCAAUCAAUUGACUAUGAUCAUGUUGUCGAUUACGAUUUUAACACUUUAAUCGACUGGGCCAUGACCCAGAUCAAUACCCCAACCCCGGAAAAGAAGGUGUUUAAUCUCCCGAACUCAUUUCCAGAACUCAAGAAGAAAUAUGCAUUAGUCCCGGAACCUCAAAGUAAUUACUGGUCGGAACAAUAUUACUAUCCUCUUGCCGCCGUUUAUCAGAGGAUGAAUCUUGUCAACUCUGUGCCCUUUGCAAAUCCUUUACAACAAGAAACUCCAACUUAUGAGAUAAAUGACUAUGCACUAGCAAAAUCCUGGUGCAGGGCAGCGGCCGUCACACCCGAUCAUUUAUGGGAUAGCAAAGCAGCCAAUAAAUUGCUCAAUCGUCUUCCUAGUGCUAUCAUUAUCAAAGCUAGAGAGGAUCUGUUGAAGAACAAGAUUAUUACCAAAAAUAAGCGUCUUCGCACCAAUGGCCGAGUUUACAAUCUUCCAGAUGCUUUCAACGCGGUUUUCGUCCGUACCGGAAAGAUUAUUUACGAAAAACAAUACCGAGAAGCUUAUGAAUUCAAAUGCGAAUUGGAUCAAAGGUUUCGAAAUGGUGAGACCAUUGUGAAUAUCCCAUGGGGUGUAAACGAAGGUGCCGUGUUAGCUAUUACGAAUCUACAAGCUAAUGGAUGUAUCUACGUUCAAAAAAGCAACAUCAGAGCAAACAAAUUUGGUCUUACGGAAGGUGGGUAUGAAACUAGACUUAUUGAUAAAGCGAAAUAUCGUUUCCAAAUGGAUAUUACGGUCACUUCAAGUUAUGUUUAUAAUCACGCAAUUCCCAACCUUGACGCAUUAAUCUCGGACCCUCCACCUCUAGGUUCACGAGGUGCAAUUCCAGUUUGGAGAAGUAUAAAAGGGGAAAUCAUAGAGGGCAUGUGGAGAAAAGUUCUCUUGGGAGUUACGGGUGCUUUCGUAUUACGAAGUAGUAUCGACAUUGAAGGAUUGGAAAGAGUAUUUGCGCCUAGUCUCGACGGAUGGGAAAUUAAACAAUUGAUAGACUGGGGUGUUGAGAAAGGUGUUUGGCAAAAGUGUGAUUAUGAAGGUUUGGGAGCAACGGCUAGAGAGGCAAGUGAUAUGGAAGGUUGGGAGGUGGCUGAUUGGUGGUGGAUGAUUGUGGGGAGAUAUUUGGUUGAGAGUGAUCGGGAAUGGAGCUGAUGAAGUAUUGGUGAGUUUUUAAGGCGUUUUGGGGCAAGCAAAUGGAAGUUAAGGAAUGGAUGUGUAUAAUAUGGAGUUUUUGGCAGGAAUGGGUUACGAAGCAAGUAUAGUAGAUUAUGGCGCAUGGUAUUUCGAAGGCACGCAGUUCGUGCUAAAUAAACUUAGUGAUAGUUCAGGCAAUGAAGGUACUAUUAAGUAGUAAUUUCAUUACUCAUUUUUGAUGGUGACCCUAUUAUCGACUUCAGAGCAUCCAUCUCAAACCCCCAUUUCUCGCUAUUAAGCUAGCAAAUCCCUCGACCAAUAUUUGCCAAUGCCAAGAGCAAGCUCCCAAGACAAAAUCUUCACCCUCACCCUCCAUCCUAAACUAAAACUAAAACUAAAACUAACCCAUCGUCAAAACCAAACUCCCCUUACUACACUCCCUACAAUCACCCUUGCGCUUGCAAUCACCCGCAGACGCGAGCGUGGUGAUUCGCUCAUAGCAUCGGAUUGGAGCUGUGGCUCCACGUAUCAAGGUGGUUGGGGGGAGGAGGGCUAGGGCGGCGG